Messenger RNA from Acyrthosiphon pisum (pea aphid), 462 nucleotides. RefSeq names its product putative nuclease HARBI1. The annotation marks the transcript as partial. NCBI's taxonomy places the organism in Eukaryota, Metazoa, Arthropoda, Insecta, Hemiptera, Aphididae. The transcript has 3 exons. The record is from RefSeq and is a predicted model, not a curated record.
AUUUGUGAUUCUAAACUGAAAAUUUUGAAUGUCAAUGCAUUGUUUCCGGGGAGCACACAUGACAAUCAUAUAUGGAAUAAUAGCAACGUUUUACCAGUUGUUCAAGAAUUACACGAGCGUAAUUUGAAUGAUUACUAUUUACUGGGAGAUUCUGGGUAUCCAUUACGCCAGUGGCUUUUAACGCCAAUAUUAAAUCCAAGUAGUGCAGCUGAAAUACAUUAUAAUACUAAACAAAUGUGUACAAGAAGCUUAAUAGAACGAUGUAAUGGGGUUCUAAAAGCCCGGUUUAGAUGUUUGAUCAAAGAUAGAACUUUACAUUAUAAUCCUGAGAAAUCAUCAGCAAUCAUAAAUGCUUGUGUUGUUUUACAUAAUUUAUGUAUUACAUACAAUGUACCUGAAUAUAUAUAUGAAGAACUAGAGGAAAAUGACAUGGGAAUAUAUCAAGAAGUUGAAAAUAAUGAU